AUUCACCAUUAACGUUAUUCCUCUACCUCCUCCGUCUUUUGUCUGAAAUUGCAAAUCGUCAUCGGAUCGAAUGAUUCGGAGUAUAUGAUAUUGGAGAGGAAAGCAAAGGGUUUUGGCAGUAGUAAUAAGAGCUCAACUGAUUUGGCGGCUAUGGGUUUGGACGGCUAUGAGGGCGCCGCCGCUCCGACGACGGCUAGGGGUUUGGGCGCCGGAGCUAUGGAUGAUCAUUAUAGCCGUAGUAGUUCCAGCAUGGCUGCAUCAACCUCAAUCCCGAUCAAUUCCUCUAAUAUUGGCUUUCAGUUGCUAAAGAAGCAUGGUUGGAAAGAAGGAACUGGACUCGGUAUUUCCGAACAGGGCAGGCUGGAGCCUGUAGAAGGAUGUGUAAAGAGGAAUAAGCGGGGGUUGGGAGCAGAUAAAGGAAAGAAGACAAGUGAGCAUACAAAGAGUGAAAAAGCUGGGAAGGAAGUUAAAUUGCCGGUGAAAAAGAAAACAAAAGCUGUUUCUAAAAAGAUGAAGAAAAUACUGGAGUUUGAGAAGCAGUUGCAAGAGAAGGAACUAGUGAGGGAAUUCUACAGAGAAUUUUGGCCAGAUAAUGUUUGAUUCAUAUAUUUCAUCACCAAUUAUGAAGACUUGAUUCUGAUAUGUUUAGUGCAAUAGCCAUGAAUGGAAUUGUUGUGCUACAAUUCAUAAGAAUUAAAGCAAUAGUUUGCUAUUACUCUAGGUCGUCUAUGGCAUAGUUGUAUAUUUCCCCCAUUCCCUAAGUGAACUAAUUAUCUUCAGACACACGGACGGGGCUAAGCUAAAAAAUGAAAAGACUAUUUCAAUGAUGGCC
Molecule: messenger RNA, 832 nt
Organism: Ipomoea triloba (trilobed morning glory)
Lineage: Eukaryota; Viridiplantae; Streptophyta; Magnoliopsida; Solanales; Convolvulaceae
Product: G patch domain and ankyrin repeat-containing protein 1 homolog
Exons: 4
Coding region: 85-600 (171 amino acids)
Molecular function (GO): nucleic acid binding
Source: RefSeq, a predicted model, not a curated record